AAACCAGACAGUGUGGUGUUCCUGCUGAGCUUAGAGACCAGGAGUGCGUGGUGACACCAGUUUACCCUGUUGUGCGACUUCAUUUCCUUGGGCUUCCCAGCCUCCUUCCAGGAACAGAGAAUAAGAACAAUUGAUUCAAAGCUGGAAGUUAGCCGAGCCGCUGAGGCAGAAAGAGAAGUGAAGGGUUGAAGUUAGCUGAAAUGAUCAGCCAAGGAAGAAAGCAAAGCCUGGAGCAGGCCGGUAAACCAGAAGAAAAUGGAAGGGUCAAGGGUUCAAUGGGAUCACAGAGCAGGUGAAAGGAGAAUAAGGUCGUGGGAGAGAUCAGAGGUUGUGGCCAGAGAGCAGGUUAUCAGAUUCAUAGUCGGAAGGCUUUGCAGAGAUCAUCCUUGUCCAACCUCCUCUAUGUUGUAGGAAUUUCAUUUUUGUAAAAAAAUACACUCAUGUGUCAAAGUAUGCUCAAAGUGAUCGGGGCAGUGGGGGAGCCUGUUAUUUUCUUGGAAAGACCUAGUUCCAUACUCAUUUAUACAGAUCAAAGUUUCCCUUCCCAAAAAUUCAAAUGUUGGUUCUAGUUCUGUCUGCCCUCUGGAGUAACACAGGGUGGAUCAGAUUAAACAAGUCUGUUCAGCCUUCGGUUUUAUAACUUGCAAGUAUUAGAAAAGAACCACCAUGUUUUCUCCACGUGCAACAUUCAUAGCUUAUUCAAUUGCUACUGCAUGAUAUGGCUGUGGCUGUCAGGCAGGUGGUGGACAAGGCCAGAGCGUUAAGUCAGUAAAGAAGGGGUUUAUCAGAGGGCAUGGAGCUCAGUGAAACCUGGAGAGAUCCUGGUGCGCUUCGAGCUUUUGCAGAGGCAGAGGAUGCCACCGCAGCCUGGCCCCUGGGCGGCUGGCUCAGGGCCUUCCACCCCAGGGAAUGCCCCAGGCCACUGCUUGGUCCAGUUUCACCUGGUCACUGUCUUAGCUCAUCCACCCCUGAGUUCUCUUGGUUUUUGUGCCACUGAGCUCCACAAAGAUGAGGCUUGAGCAGGCAGUACUAAAACUGUACUUAGAAUAAUCACAACUGGCCAUGGGAGCAGCGCUUAUAUGAUUUUGCUUUGGAUUAGGGCCCCUUCUAACCCUCGGUGUCUCCUCCCAUCUCCCCACCACGCACAGACUUCCGAAUGGGAUUCCGAAUGCCUUACCUCCCUGCAGGCGCUCCCUCUCCCCGCAGCCCCAGCGGCAAACGAAGCUCACUUGCAGACCGCGGCCAUCUCCCUGUGGACGGUGGUGGCGGCCGUGCAGGCCAUUGAGAGAAAGGUGGAAGUCCACAGCCGGCGACUGCUGCACCUGGAAGGCCGGACGGGCACGGCCGAGAAGAAGCUGGCCAGCUGUGAGAAGACAGUGGCGGAUCUCGGAAACCAGCUGGAGGGCAAGUGGGCCGUGCUGGGGACCCUGCUGCAGGAGUACGGGCUGCUGCAGAGGCGGCUGGAGAACUUGGAGAACCUGCUGAGGAACAGGAACUUCUGGAUCCUGCGGCUGCCCCCGGGUAUCAAAGGAGACAUUCCAAAGGUGCCUGUGACAUUCGAUGAUAUCUCCAUCUAUUUUUCCACUCCAGAAUGGGAAAAACUAGAAGAAUGGCAAAAGGAACUUUACAAGAAUAUCAUGAAGGGCAACUAUGAGUCUCUCAUCUCCAUGGAUUAUGCCAUGAAUCAGCCUGAUGUGUUAUCUCAGAUUCAGCCAGAAGGAGACCGUAAUGCAGAGGACCAGGCUGGGCCAGAGGAGAGUGGGAUUCCCACGGACCCCAGCGAAGAGCCUGGCAUUUCGACAUCAGAUAUUCUGUCUUGGAUUAAACAAGAGGAAGAGACCCAGGUUGGUGCUCCGCAGGAGCCCAAGGAGAGUGACAUGUGCAAAGGCACCUAUGCUGACGAAGAGCUGGUCAUCAAGGCCGAAGGCCUCGCCAGAGCCUCCCUGUGCCCCGAGGUGCCCGUCGCCUUCGCUUCUCCACCAGCAGCCGCAGCUAAGGAGCCGUUCCCGGACAUGGCCUUCAAGAGCCCGCAGUCCGCGCCCCUGGCGCCAUUCGGACGUCCAGCCACCGGCCUGGCCGAGGCCUCGGAGGGACAAGUGACCUUCACGCAGCUGGGCACCUAUCCGCUGCCGCCCCCGGCCGGGGAGCCGGUCUUCUCCUGCCACCACUGCGGCAAGAGCCUCAGCCAGGACCUCCUGCUGACCCACCAGUGCGGCCCUCCGGGCGAGCACGCCGCCCCCUGUGCCCAGUGUCCCAAGCACUUGCCCCCACCGGCUGACGGCGGGCCCCCGGCCCCCGCCCGCGAGACGCCCCCCACCUGCCCGCACUGCGCCAGGACCUUCACGCACCCGUCCCGACUCACUUACCACCUUCGAGUCCACAACAGCGCCGAGCGCCCCUUCCCCUGCCCUGACUGCCCCAAGCGCUUCGCUGACCAGGCGCGCCUGGCCAGCCACCGGCGAGCGCACGCCAGCGAGCGGCCCUUCCGCUGCGCGCAGUGCGGCCGCAGCUUCAGCUUGAAGAUCAGCCUGCUGCUGCACCAACGCGGCCACGCGCAGGAGCGGCCCUUCUCCUGCCCGCAGUGCGGCAUUGACUUCAACGGCCAUUCGGCCCUCAUCCGCCACCAGAUGAUCCACACGGGCGAGCGGCCCUACCCCUGCCCCGACUGCAGCAAGAGCUUCAUGCGCAAGGAGCACCUGCUCAACCACCGGCGGCUGCACACCGGCGAGCGGCCCUUCAGCUGCACGCACUGCGGCAAGAGCUUCAUCCGCAAGCACCACCUGAUGAAGCACCAGCGCAUCCACACGGGCGAGCGGCCCUACCCCUGCGCCCAGUGCGGCCGCAGCUUCCGCUACAAGCAGACGCUCAAGGACCACCUGCGCGCGGGCCACGGGGGCGGCUGCGCCGGCGACCGGGACCCCUCGGGACCGCCGCCGGACCCCCCGGGGCCCCUCCUACCCGGGCUGGAAGCCUCGGGCCUGGGCGUCAACCCCGAAGGUCUGGAGGCCAAUCAGUGGUAUGGGGAAGGCAGUGGGGGCGCGGGUUUGUAAAGCUGUCUCCUUUCAGGGUUAUCUGUGUGGGCACGGUAGGGGCAAGAGGAAAGCCCCGCCACCCCGCACCUUGUGGUGAGGACUGCUUGGCAUGUCGAGGAAUGUGGGGUCCUGAACGCUUGACUAGAGCCGAGCUUGAGUUUCGGAACUUCACAAGAGCACCACGUUGCGAAACCCAGGAAGACCUGGAAGAAAGCCCAGCUUCCCCAUCUUUUCAAAAAAAAUAUGACCUAAGCAGAAGUUAAAAGAAUGUCGCAGAGAGGUUGGAAAGCAAGGUUCAGCCUCUGGUGAUCCAUCACAGGUUACAUUGAGAGUGGUUGAGCUCUGUGCAGAGUCAGGUGCAUGGAAGAGCCUCCAAGCCCUGGAGCCCAUCCUGAGGCAGAGAAUGUUUGCCUGAACCUUUCUCACUUCCUUGGUGGUGUGAUGGCUGCUGGAAGCCAGUGCCCAAGCCCUCCCCCCUUCUGCUCCCCUAGCAGAGCUCCAGUGUCCUGCCCCGCCUGAAAAGAUGACUCAAGACUGCCUUCCUAGGUCUCCCAGAGUAAUCCUUCUAAUAUAUUUUGUUUAAUAUUGAGUGAGCAAAAAUCUUGACGUUAAGAGCUUCCUAAGGAGAACAAUUCUUUCAUUAGCUUAAUUUGAAGCAUUCAGGCUUUUACUGCCAUUUAAGCUGCUAGAAAGCUUUGCCAAGGUCCUGGUUAAAAACUUGGAGGCAGGAUAUGCAGCCCCAUCUUUAAAAGCUAGAGAUCCCAGGGAAAUGACAGAAAAGCCUAGAGUUUGUGCCUGAACCAUAUUCCUGAGAGCCACUUAUAUGUCAUAUUAUUCCUUAUCGUUUCAAAGCCAGUAAGCUGGCUUUUCCAUUCCUGGUGUGUGAUAUUCUGACAAUCAUCAAUGGAAAAGGCUACAGCACCUUCUAGAAGCAUUAUAGAGUCCUGGAAAGUGCCCACAGCCUCUCAGCUUUCACUUCCUCAGUAGUGAGUGACAGUUACAGUGCAGGUUUUUUGAGCCGGCAUCGCCUGCUCACCACCCGCCCCCGGUGAUGGACAGAUUGAGGGGCUUCAUAGACCCCUGAGAGCUAAGCACCAGAUGGGGCGAGGGCAGCCUGGCAGCCUCUUGCCGCUGGCUUUGCUUCUGGGGAACUUUGCCACCAUGUGUACCUUUGUGAGGGUCAGUCAGUCACCAGGAAGCGUUUGAGCCUGGUCCCAUUCCUAAGCGACUCUGCAGUCGGGCCAGUUUCCCUUUACAGAUGUCAGUUACAUCUGCAGUAUGAGGCUGGUGAAAGGAAAAAAGUGAACCUUUAGGAUUAAAACAUACAUAUAUUGUGGUACAUUCCUUCUCCUGCCAAAAUCCUAUCUCUAUCUCUGGCUGUUAUCCAGGGAAAGCAAAAUAAGACAGCAAAAUCAAGGCAGAGAUGUUCUUGCUGAAACUUGACUGAAAUCAGUUUGAUAUGUUGUUGACUCUCGGCUGGAGACUGGGAUAGAAGACAGUAGCGCAGAAGCUCCAAGUCCUGGGCAGAAAAGUUGUUUGUACCUCUGGUCCUCUCCUGUUUCCCUGGAACCUCCCUAUCGUGACUGGGACAAGGUCUGCGAGUAUUUAGGCAAGACACUCUUGACAAAUGAUAAGGAAAGGACCCGUUUCCCCCCUUGUCACCCAGCCCACACUUCACCCUGCCUAGUUAUGUGUGACCGCACUGGGAAAAAGUGUCAGCCCAGCCAGCUUUGCUCCCGGGAGGGCUCUAUCUGAACAUGCUGCGCUCUAGGAUAAUCACAUGUAUAAAAUAUCUGCUCUGUGACAUUCACAACACCAGGCAUCACAGAAGGCCUAAGAAAUGUGUGUGAGAUCUAGUCCCUUGUCGUAACUUACAGUCUGAAGGCAAGGGUAUGGAACACACUGAGGGAGAUGAUGAACAGAACCUUGACAUACCAGAUUGAAGAGUUUUCUAGCUAGACUCUGGAUCCAGUACCAUGGAAACUGGGGGGUCCUGGGGAUCUCAGAGCCCAAGUUCCAGCUUCACGGGUAAGCACCUCCUAGCCAGGAACCCGAGACUGAGAUCCAGCUCUGGCUUGCAUCUCCCUAACGAAAAGGAAGAGGAGUCACGGUGCUGGCCCCUGGGAGGCUCCUUCCUGAAGACGCGGACUUGCAUGUUCUCCAGGGGUUGCUGGAGAAGACACCCCUGCCUGCACUAGAUGCGCUGCUGGACGAAAUGACCUGGAGAAUCCUUUCACUCGAAGGUUUCCUGAGGACACAGAGCUUAUUAAUGAAAGAGACUUGGGGAUUGAAAUGCUGCAGAGAGGCCCCACAGUCCCUGUUGCAAGGAACUCUAGCCAGCCGGGACCCACAGUUUGGCAAGAAGUGAACAGAGUUCACAUACCCACGAGGCAAGAGCUGUGAAGCUGAGUGAAAGGGAAUGGCAGGGUCAAGCCAGAAAGGUAGAAGUGGGGGUUAUCCAGUCGUCAACUAUCAAACAGACCAGGGGUGCAGCCGCUGUACCUUCUUGUCUCCUUUCCCUCCCCUAGUCCUCACCACGUGGAAAUCCAGGCCAGGUCUAAAUUAGAAUUUGUUUGCUUGAGAUGCAAAAGUAGAUAAGUAAAAAAAAAAAAAAAAAAACACUGGGAAAGAUAAGUCCAACAGAGAGGUUCCAGUGUGUGGAGAAACUUAGCUCAUCAGGGGCUUCUGAGACAAACCAUACCCUUGACAGUAUCUGAGGAUUGGUCGUCCCAACUGGACUCAGUAGGAAGGAGGAAAACUGAGAAACGUGCACUCCAUCAGUCUGCCCUCUGGCCGGGAAGUGUGUACUGUCCCACAUCAACAGGCACCAUCUCUGUGGAGUGGAUCCAGCCAUCGACUGUAACCAGAUUCAUGCUUUGCUUCCUUACUAGAUUUUUCGUUGUCACCAUAAGAUGAACCUCUGGUUCCGCCGCUGAUGUGAACUUAAAUGGAGUUUACCUCUGAUCUUUCAUGCUGGGUGUUUGUUACUAGAACGCCCUAGCCGGGCUCUGGCUGCUUGAUAUAACUUCCUAGCAGUGCUUUACAGAACUUCUCUCGCCAUUAAUAAUAGCCUGCAGACACUUCCCAUUGGGGGGACUCCGCUGGGCUUCUUUCUGGAGCAUUUUAAAAUAUUUGGGUAUUCAUGGCUAUCUCAGCCAGAACCAGACUCUAGAGCUUACCCGGGAGUAAUAAAUGUUUACUGUUUCAGUCUUAGAAAGUCUGGUUGAUAAAGAGAGAACCCGAGUCCCUUUAUUUGUUCAUUCCAAAUGGGAUAGAGAACCCACAUUUCCGCUCACAUGUCCUCUUGAGGAGGAGCAGAACACACUAUCUCCCCGCUCCCCCCACACAUCCCACACUAGCUUCUUAAACAAUGAAAAGCAUCCUCUGCAGCUGCCUGAGGACCACUGAGAAGCAGGGAGAAAAAGUAAGACUCUCCCAGAAUGUUCUCACAGGCCAGGAACUCUGUUACCAUCAGCGCCAUGUUCUCUGCUCUUGGUGGAAACCUUUGACCCUGCUCUCUUCAUCCUACAAAGGAAACAGUCUUCUCACAGGGUUUUACACGGAAGACAUUCUUUGACUUGGAAAGUGUCAGACUCUUAUAAGCGGAAGAUCCUCCAGUUGGGACACAUGGGUGGGAGAUGGGGGCAGGGAGUGCUCAGGCCUCACAGGGACACAUCUCGUAGGUUAGUGCAGCUUAGUGGUGUAGGGCAUGGGUUCGGCCCAGACCUAGCGAGUCCUGACGUUGUAAGAAGUGACGUAACUAUUUAAUCAUCAUGAGUCUAGUUUUCCUAUCUGUAACAUAGAAUGAUGCUAGGUCUUGGACGUGUCAGGGUUUGGGGGGAACCUGUGAAAGUACUUGGCACAGAGCCUGGCACACAGAUGUGUCAGAUUGGUAGCGGUCAGGAAAGGUGCAGGCCAACCAGAGGGGGGACUGAUGGCGCACUGCAGAAGCGCAUGACCACUUGAUGACUUAGCUCCUGCCUUCCAUCUGUUGCUUCCAUUUAGACUGUUCUUUUGCUCUUACCUUUUCUGGAUCUCCUGGCUCCCUUAAGUUUGUGUGUGCCAUGACUCCAUCUGGUUCAGAUUCUAAGAUGUGGACUCUGGCCCUUCCUCCUCUUGUAAUGUGUGUGUGUGUGUGCUCAGCUGCGUCCGACUCUUUGCAACUCCACGGACUGUAGCCCACCAGGCCCCUCUGUCCGUGGGGUUUUCCAGGCAAGAAUACUGGAGCAGGUUACCAUUUCCUACUCCAGGUGCUCUUCUCAACCCCAGAGAUCGAACCCACAUCUCUUGCAUCCCCUGUAUCGGCAGGCGGAUUCUUUACCACUGCCCCGGGGGCUUCCCUUCCUCUUCCUAGACCAGGCCACUGAGGUCUCCAGCCUGCCCUUGGACUGGCUGCCCUUGGGUCAGUUCUCAUCUUGGCUCAGUCAGCCAUGUCAGGAGGGAGGGCCCCAGGUCCCUCCAUGGGAUCUGGGGCUGGUAGACCCUCUUGGGAAUGGGCUGACGGUGGGGCAUUUCCAGUACUGCCUGGAGAGGAAAGACUCUGCUUCCCCUGUGUCGGUCUUCCCUGAAAGACUUCUGCUCCAGCAGCACCACGCAGACCAGAGCUCAUGGCCGGUGCAGAAAGGACCUGGAGGUGCUGUCACUGUUAUCUUGCAAAAGAAGUAAUUUGUUACUUUCUGGGGUGUUAUUCCUCCUUCCCAGCCAGGUUCCACUUCCUUUUCAAAUAGGUGACUCAGGCCAUAAUUCUAUCUCUACACACAUACACAAUGACUUUUGUCACAUUGCCUCUUGAAAACAAAAAAUUACUCCACCCCUUAAGACCAACCCCCUCUAAAGAAUACAGAGAGAGACAGUCAAAUCAGAGAGGACUCAAAAGCACUCUCCUGCAAUGUUCGUAAGAUUGCCAGGUUACAUUUCAAAUAAAAUAUCUGAUAAAACCUCA
This is a messenger RNA of Odocoileus virginianus texanus, 7974 nucleotides long. It is a transcript of the gene ZNF398, whose product is annotated as zinc finger protein 398. Gene Ontology annotation, biological process: regulation of DNA-templated transcription. The record is from RefSeq and is a predicted model, not a curated record. Gene Ontology annotation, molecular function: DNA-binding transcription repressor activity, RNA polymerase II-specific. NCBI's taxonomy places the organism in Eukaryota, Metazoa, Chordata, Mammalia, Artiodactyla, Cervidae.